This is a messenger RNA of Sclerotinia trifoliorum, 2801 nucleotides long. Lineage: Eukaryota; Fungi; Ascomycota; Leotiomycetes; Helotiales; Sclerotiniaceae. The record is from the annotation of a GenBank genome assembly.
UUGUGUGAACAGCAUCGACUUUCAUAAUUCAGCAUUGACUCUUCCACUACCACCUACAGGCCAAGCUAGAAGGCACUUUGGGGCGCUUUCAAAAGAAGGUGCUUCUUCUUAAGAACUUAACGGAGAAGCUAACCUAUUUUCAUUGCUGGCUUGAUUGCCCAUCUCCUCAUCUUCCAUCUCGAACGGGAUUCAAAACCUGUUCCCGAACAAACUGUCCAUACCGAAAUUCACCAUGGAACCCUCAUCAUCUCCUACCAUGUCCAGAGUUUCGUCAAACCAUGGAUCUCGCAUGCGCGAGUCUACCGUCAGAAGUCGAGAGGCUACACCAGCUGCCACGAAAGUCCAAACUAUCAUAAACGUGGAAGAUGAAGAGUCAGUUCAAAAAAAUACACAGGUUCGUCUGAGAGUUGUACAUUCUGUGGCACAGGCUCAUGUAUUCUUUAGCUUGCUCUGGGAUUCAAAGAGGACCUAAUGUCCAUGAGAAAAUACCUAACGUGCUCUAUCUGCGUUCAACUACUUUACGAACCAUGGAUCUUGCAAUGUGGUCAUACAUACUGUUAUAAUGUCAGUAGGCUUCAGGAACUUGAAUAUUUGAAUAGGGCUGAUGUGAAAAUAGUGCCUGUGCCAAUGGUUCAUUCCGAAUAGGAGGAAGAAGACAUGCCCAGAAUGUCGCGCUCCGGUGAAGCAGAUACCAGCUCCAGCCUUCCUUGUAAGAAAGUCUUGGGAACGUCAUAUUCAAAGUUUUUGUGUACUAAUUAGCCCUAGGUAAAAAAUCUGGUCGAGAUAUUUAUCAAUAGAGGUCAAUUAAUGCCAUAUGACGAGACGGUAGAACAGCACAAGUUGAAUAAUGCCGAAGUAACUGAGAUGGUAGAAAAAGAUAAGAAUAGCCCAGAAGGAUUAUUCGGAGGUUCGUUUCCAAUACGUCAAGGGGAAUUAUGGCGCGAUGAAGCCGAUGGGGUCAUGCGAUGUCCUUCAUGUGGGCAUGAGCAUGAGGGCGGUCCAACGUGCGAUAUCUGUGGUGCGGAGUUUGACGACAUUUACGGUUUUAGUGAUAUGGAUGAGGAUGGCGAUCUUUCGGAUAUUGACGUUGGCUACGAUGAAGAUGUAGGGCUGGAGAUUGGAGCCGAAUAUCAAAUGGACGCCGAUAUUGCCGCGGCCCACAUACGCAACAAUGCCCGCCACUAUGCUUUUGGUGGUCCAGCUCACCAACAUAUUCUCAGUCAUUACCACGCUCGUCAUCUCUCUAUGGAUGAUACGGAGGACGACUCGGAAGAUGCCACUAAUUCCGACACCAGUAACCAGGACAUUAGUGAAGACGAAGAUGCUGGGUCACUUGAAGAUUUUAUUGCACCAGAGGAUGAUGACAGCCAACCCAUUAGCCACCAACGACGGGUAAAUCGGAGAGUGGUUACUAUAAUAUCAGAUGAGGAAGGAGAAGAAGAAGAUGAUGAAGAUGAUGAAUCCGAGGAUGAAGGUGGUGCGAUUACGAACCGUCGACGACCGCGACCUGGCUGGACCCGCUCCUCCGAAAACCCCUCCAGAUCUAUCUUAAUUUCGGAGGAUGGAAAUGGUAGCAGUACAAAUGGUUCCGAGUUUGGCGAUGAUGAUGCUCAUGAGACGCGCAUGAGAUUGAGAGCAUCAGAUGGCUGGAGCCCGUUGGAUGAAGGAGAUGAUGAAGAUAACAACGGUAUCCCUCAUGAUGAUUAUCGUGGUUAUGCUACAACCGAAGACGAAAGAGCUUCUGACGAGAGCGAUUCGGAGACAAUUGGUAACCCGAAUUCCGAUGCGGAAGACGAUGAUGAUCGGUCUCGGCAAGGGCUCUCGGAGACACCACGUCAUGGAAACGCAGACUUUGAACAAUUCCCCGAUGAUUAUGCUUCAAGCAUUGAUGGGGAUGCCACACCAAUCGAUUACUCUAGAGACAGAGAUGAUGGAUCAAACAAUUACCAUGGCGAGAACGAGAACGAGAAUCGUUACGACUAUGACACUGACGGGGACCAUUCAACCAAUAUGGAUCGGGAUGGUGACACUGAAAUGAGCGUGUCUCCUAGUGUAUCACGUUCUAGUCGAGAUGCGAGCGUAGAAAGUCAUUAUGGCGAAAAUCUUGGUGUUGCUAAUGAAAUGGCUGAGGUUGAGGAUGAUUUAUCAGACACCCCCAUCGGCUUUGGUUCACGUCGACAAUCAAGACGAAAUCCUGUUGCUCAGCAGUACGACCCGAGAAUAAGCAUGUUGUUUGCGGAACAUCAAAACACUGUUAGGAACGCCCAAAACCCUGAGGAUAUGAGUCCUUGGGGAGAUGAUCUUAAUGGACAUAUCCGUGUGGAGCCGGCCUCUCGGAGUCGUCGCCGAGCUCAAAACCAUCAUCAAGCCCAGCCGAUAAGCAACAAUGGCGCCAGAAACAGUCAUCAUCGCAUCAUGCAACCGCAUGGCCUCGACAGAGUAAGAACAUCUCGAAGUUCCCCACCACGUGCCGUACCCGUCUCUAGCAGGAACAAUCGCUUGCAGAGGCAGUAUCCAAUGUAGAAAUGUAGAAAAGAAUGAUGUGGCGUUUUGGGACGUACUUCUUGGCUUUCAUCUUAGCGUGGCUGGGCUGGCUGGGUAGGAAACGGAGUUGGGGGUUCAAUACCAUGACCGGAACAGCGAGAGAUAUGGGUGGUCCGGCGUUAGUCGAUGUGACAAAUAAGUCUCAUGCAUCUAUUCUAAUUGCUGACGUGAGCUGUAUCUGUCUCUGUCACUACAUACCCCAUAGGUUACACAUCAGGAAAUUAUGCAAAAAAAGUUGAUGGUAAACUUCUUAUGUG